Rangifer tarandus platyrhynchus (Svalbard reindeer) is the source of this 6450-nucleotide messenger RNA. NCBI's taxonomy places the organism in Eukaryota, Metazoa, Chordata, Mammalia, Artiodactyla, Cervidae. The record is from the annotation of a GenBank genome assembly.
AUGAGUAUGCUAAAACCAAGCAGGCUUAAGGCCCCCACCAAGAUCCUGAAGCCUGGAAGCACAGCCUUGAAGACACCUGCUGCUGUUGUCGCUCCAACAGAAAACACAGCAUGCAGUGAAAAAACCUCAAGCACUCCGUCCUCUGAGACACAAGAGGAGUUUGUGGAUGACUUCCGAGUUGGGGAGCGAGUUUGGGUGAACGGGAAUAAGCCUGGGUUUAUCCAGUUCCUGGGAGAAACCCAGUUUGCACCAGGCCAGUGGGCCGGGAUCGUUUUGGAUGAACCCAUCGGCAAGAACGACGGCUCGGUGGCAGGAGCUCGGUAUUUCCAGUGUGAGCCUCUGAAGGGCAUAUUCACCCGGCCUUCAAAGCUGACGAGGGAGGCGCGGGCCGGGGCUGAAGCUGACGGCCCGCAGACGACUCCCGCUGCCAGGGCCCCUUCGCCUCCGUCCACUUCGGCAGUCAGCAUGGAGUCCUCGGCCCCAGACACCCCCUCACAUAUUCCCCGCAGAUUGUCCCAACCAACUGCAAAGGAACCUUUAGCUACAUCUCAGAUCAGCAACCUUACGAAAACCACCAGCGAAUCUAUCUCCAACCUAUCAGAGGCCGGCUCAAUCAAGAAAGGAGAGAGAGAACUCAAAAUCGGAGACCGAGUAUUGGUUGGUGGCACGAAGGCUGGUGUAGUCCGGUUUCUUGGGGAGACAGACUUUGCCAAGGGGGAGUGGUGCGGCGUGGAGUUGGAUGAACCUCUGGGGAAGAAUGAUGGGGCUGUUGCUGGAACAAGGUAUUUUCAGUGUCAACCCAAAUAUGGACUGUUUGCUCCAAUCCACAAAGUCACCAAGAUUGGCUUCCCCUCCACCACGCCAGCCAAAGCCAAGGCCGCGGCGGUGAGGCGAGUGAUGGCAACCACGCCCGCCAGCAUGAAGCGCAGCCCGUCUGCCUCCUCUCUCAGCUCCAUGAGCUCCGUGGCCUCCUCUGUGAGCAGCAAGCCCAGCCGGACAGGACUGUUGACCGAAACCUCCUCCCGUUACGCCAGGAAGAUCUCCGGCACCACCGCCCUCCAGGAGGCCCUGAAGGAGAAGCAGCAGCAUAUUGAGCAGCUGCUGGCCGAACGAGAUCUAGAGAGGGCGGAGGUGGCCAAGGCCACGAGCCACGUCGGGGAGAUAGAGCAGGAGCUCGCCCUGGCCCGGGACGGACAUGACCAGCACGUCCUGGAGUUGGAGGCCAAGAUGGACCAGCUUAGAACGAUGGUGGAAGCUGCCGACCGGGAGAAGGUGGAACUUCUCAACCAACUUGAAGAGGAGAAAAGGAAGGUUGAGGACCUUCAGUUCCGGAUUGAAGAAGAAUCAAUUACUAAGGGCGAUCUUGAGACGCAGACCAAACUGGAGCAUGCCCGCAUUAAGGAGCUUGAACAGAGCCUGCUCUUUGAAAAGACCAAAGCUGACAAACUCCAGAGGGAGUUAGAAGACACUAGGGUGGCCACGGUGUCAGAAAAGUCCCGCAUCAUGGAACUCGAGAAAGACCUCGCUUUGCGAGUGCAGGAGGUAGCUGAGCUGCGGAGGCGGCUGGAGUCCAAUAAGCCGGCUGGGGAUGUGGACACGUCACUGUCCCUCUUGCAAGAGAUCAGCGCUUUGGAGGAGAAGAUAGAAGCCACUCAUAGUGACCAUCAGAAAGAAGUCGCUUCUCUGAGGGAGCAUUUUGGAGCCCGGGAAGAAACACACCAGAAGGAGUUAAAGGCUCUGCAGGCCGCCACAGAGAAGCUUUCCAGCGAGAAUGAGUCCCUGAAAAGCAAGCUCGACCACGCCAACAAGGAGAAUUCAGACGUGAUCAUCCUGUGGAAGUCCAAGCUGGAAACAGCCAUUGCGUCCCACCAGCAGGCCAUGGAGGAGCUGAAGGUGUCCUUCAGCAAGGGGGUCGGCACCGAGACAGCUGAGUUUGCGGAGUUAAAAACGCAGGUAGAGAAGAUGAGACUAGACCACCAGCAGGAAAUAGAAGAGCUGCAGAACAGGCAGGACUCGGAAAGGUGUGCUCACAUGAAAGAGCUCGAAGGCCUAAAGGCUAAGCUGAUGCAAGUCAUUAAAGAGAAGGAGAACAGUCUGGAAGCCAUCCAGACGAAGAUGGACAAAGCAGAAGACCAGCACCUAGUGGAAAUGGAGGACACCUUAAACAAACUGCAGGAAGCCGAGCUAAAGGUAAAGGAGCUAGAGGUGCUACAAGCCAAAUGCAAUGAGCAAACCAAGGUUAUUGAUCAUUUUACAUCACAGCUCAAGGCUGCCAAAGAAAAGCUCUCGGAUCUUGAUGCACUUCAGAAGGCCAGCUCUGAAGGUAAAUCCGAAAUCGAGAACCUCAGACAGGAGCUCAAAGCAGCUAAGAAACAGAUUAAAAGCUUAGAGAGUGAAAAGGAUGCUGAAAGCGGCAAGGCUAGUAGCAUCACCAAAGAGCUGCAGGGAAAAGAGCUAAUGCUUAAUAACCUUCAGGAAAACUUGAGCGAAGUCAGCCGAGUGAAAGAGGCUUUGGAAAAAGAACUGCAGACUUUGAAAGAAAAGUUCGCUGAUGCUUCAGAGGAGGCAGUCUCUUUUCAGAGAAGUAUGCAAGAAACUAUAAAUAAAUUACACCAAAAAGAGGAACAGUUUAACGCACUGUCUUCCGAACUAGAGAAGUUGAGAGAAAAUUUAAUGGAUAUGGAGGCAAAAUUCAGAGAGAGAGAUGAAAGGAAAGAGCAGCUGUUAAAGGCAAAGGAAAAACUGGAAAAUGACAUUGCAGCAAUAAUGAAAAUGUCUGGAGACAAUUCUUCUCAGCUGACAAAAAUGAACGACGAACUACGUCUGAAAGAAAGAGAUGUAGAAGAAUUACAGCUGAAACUCACCAAGGCUAACGAAAACACAAGCCUCCUGCAGAAAAGUAUCGGGGAAGUAACUCUCAAAGCCGAACAAAGUCAGAAAGAAGCAGGUAAAAAGCAUGAGGAAGAAAAGAAAGAACUGCUGAGAAAACUGUCAUACCUGGAAAAGAAGAUGGAAAUGAGCCGCAACGAGUGUCAAGAUCUGAAAGCCAGGUACGAGGAAGCCAGUUCUGAGAGCAGAGCCAAGCACGAAGAAGUCCUGCAGAACGUCCACAAGCUGCUCCGGGACACAGAGGAGCGGCUGAAGGCUGCACAGGAGGAGAACCGCGAGCUGCUGCAGAAGCUGGAGGAGCUGGGGAAGCAAGCCGAAGGAGCCAAAUCGCUAACUUACUUACUAACAUCAGCCAAAAGAGAAGUUGAACUAAUGUCAGAAGAGCUGAGAGGUCUGAAAUCAGAGAAACAGCUUCUUACCCAGGAGGGGAAUGCUUUAAAGUUAGAAAAAGGUUCAUUUCUGUCUCAACUUGUAGAGUUGGAGGCCAAAAUAACUUUACUUCAGAAGGACCAAGAGAAGCUCUGUUCAGUAAAUGAAACUCUUAAUUUAGAAAAGGAGAAAGUCUGGGAAGAAAAGCAAGACAUUGAAAAGCUUUAUCAGCAGGAACAACUCAAUAAAGCAGCUGUGGCUGUGGAGAGAGAGAAAUUACUGAAAGAGAUCAAUAUCGCGCAGGAGGACCUCUUGAAGAUAAAUACAGAAAACGAGUCUUUGCAGGCUUCCAAAGCAAGCUUGCAGGCACUCACAGAGGAACUGCAGUUCAGCAAAGAUAUUCUAAUGGCUGAGUCUCAGAAGUAUCGGGAAAAAAAAGACCGCCUGGAGAAUCAUAUCAAGAAGCUGGUCACUGAAAACGUCGCAUUGGCUAAAGAUAAAGAUGAAAUUAUUCGGAAGCUUCAGAGCUCCUACGAGGAGCUGGCCAAAGAUCAGAAGAGCUUGGUGCAGGAGAACGAGGACCUCACAGUAGAGAAAAAGUCAACCUUGGAGAAACAGUCAGGUCUUGACAACAUGUGUAUAGCUCUAAAGGUCGAAAGGGAUCAUCUUCUUCAGAGCAGCAAAGACCUGCAGUUGGAGAAGGACAUGCUGCUUCAAGAUCAGGAAAAGCUGAACACCAUUCUGGAGACUGCCCUCCAGGUUAAACAUGUGCUUAGCACGGAAGCCGGUGAGCUCCGCGCACAGCUGGAGGAGGCCAGCAAGGCCCUGAGGAAGGCUGAGCUGGAGAUUGUGCAACUGCAGGCCACGAACACGAGCCUCACAAACCUGCUGGAAGAAAUUAAGACCAGCCGGGAGAUCAGAAACUCCGAGUGCAUUCAGCUUCUGCACGAGAAAGAGACCUUAACGUCAUCCGAGAGAAGGCUCUUGGCUGAGAAAGAAGAACUGCUAAAUGAAAAUAGGCUAAUCUCGGAAAAACUCAGCAAAUACUCGGAAGAGUCUGCCCACAUCGAGAUGAACCUGAGUGAGAGGAUCACGUACCUCACUUCUGAGAAGGAGCUGGUUUGUCAGAAAAUCACCAAGCUCAAAAAGCAACAGGAUAUCCUCUUGAAAGAAAAAUCGGUACUAGAGAUGCGGAAUGGGGAUUUACUGGUAGAAAGAGAGAACUCCAUGAAGGCCAUGGAAGACCUUAAAAAGAAAUAUGAUCAAGAAACAGCCAACAGAAGAAUUGUUGUGUACGAGAAGAUGAAACUGCUCAGCAAACUCGACGCUCUGAAGAAAGAACUUCAAGAGAGAGAAAAGGAAAACCAGGCGCUCACGGCCACCAAGUGCGAUCUCUCACUGAUGCUAAAAGAGGCCCAAAACGCCAAAAAGAUGCUAGAAAAAGAACACACUGACGUACUGCAAGCCAAGGAGAGUUUAAAUGCUGAACUCAAGGCCUGCUGUUCUGAAAAGAACAUCUUGUUAAGGGAUGGGUUGAAUCUGCAAGAAGAAUGUCAGAAGUUAAACGAGAAAAUCCACACAAUGCAACAGUCCCUGGUGCUGGAGAAAGAAGCCAGGACGCAGGACCAAGAGUCCUCCUUGUACGAGAGCAACAAGCUCCACAGGAGGGUGGCGCUUCUGGAGCAGGAGGUGGAGAAGCUGAGAGCCUGCACCCAGGAGCUCCAGUCCGAAAACUGCACGCUCAUCCAAGAUAAGACCAACUCAGAGCAGAGAAUGGCUGAUAUCACCAAGGAGAAGGAACUCCUGAGUGCAGAGACAGCGCGUCUGGCCGCCAACAUAGAGACUCUGAAAACUGACUUUGCUGCCUUGUCCAAGUCCAAGUUGGAACUGCAGGAACUGCACAACUACCUCACCAAGAUGCUGGAUGACCUGCAGCUGAAUCACGAGGUAACCCUGGCCGAGCAGGCCAAGGUGACGCAGGACAACAGGAACCUCCUGGCCGAGAAAAGAGAGAUGCUGAAAAAGGACGAGCUCCUGAAGGAGAAGGAGAAGCUGGCCGAAAGCUACUUCUUCCUCCAGCAAGAGAUCAACCAGCUGUCCAAAACCAACAGCCACAUCUUAGCCAACCUCCUGGAGUCUCAAAACGAAAACCGUAUUUUGAGGAAAGACAAGAGCAAGCUCACUCUAAAAAUCAGAGAGCUCGAGACUCUGCAGUCCUUAACGGCCGCUGCUUUCUCACACUUAGGCCACUCAAACCACUGGAGAUGCCAUGCAGAUAAGGGAACAGAUGACCAAAGAGGAGACCGAAAUGCUGGCCUCCUUGGAGAUUCUAAGCAAACAGAUGAAAAACUGAAGAAUGAAUUGGAUACACUUAAAGAAAACAACUUGAAAAACGUGGAAGAGCUGAACAAAUCAAAAGAGCUUCUGAUGGUAGAGAACCAAAAAAUAGAAGAAUUAAAGAAAGAAAUAGAAACCCUAAAGCAGGCAGCAGCUCAGAAGUCCCAGCAGCUCUCAGCGCUGCAAGAAGAGAACGUGAAACUUAACGAGGAGCUGGGGAGGAGCAGGGACGAAGUCACCAGUCACCAAAAGGUCAAUGAAGAAAAAGCUUCCUUGCAGAAAUCCAUCAGUUUCACUAGUGCCUUACUCACAGAAAAGGAUGCGGAGCUGGAAAAGCUAAGAAAUGAGGUCACGGUGCUCAGGGGAGAGAACGCGUCCGCCAAGUCCUUGCAUUCAGUUGUUGAGUCUCUAGAGACUGAUAAGGUGAAGCUUGAGCUCAAGGUAAAGAACUUGGAGCUUCAACUCAAAGAAAACAAGAUGCAGCUCAGCAGCUCCUCAGGUAACAUUGACUUCCUCAAUUCAGUAAUAGUAGACCUUCAGAGGAAGAAUCAGGACCUCCAGAUGAAGGUGGAGAUGAUGUCAGAAGCAGCCUUGAACGGGGACGGGGAUGACCUGAACAAUUACGACAGCGAUGACCAGGAAAAACAGUCCAAGAAGAAACCCCGCCUCUUCUGUGACAUAUGUGACUGCUUUGAUCUGCAUGACACAGAGGAUUGUCCCACCCAGUCCCAGAUGUCUGAGGACCCUCCCCACUCUGCACACCACGGCAGUCGGAGCGAGGAACGCCCAUACUGUGAAAUCUGCGAGAUGUUUGGGCACUGGGCUACCAACUGCAAUGAUGAGGAGACCUUCUGA